Molecule: messenger RNA, 7343 nt
Organism: Brienomyrus brachyistius
Lineage: Eukaryota; Metazoa; Chordata; Actinopteri; Osteoglossiformes; Mormyridae
Gene: ankrd12
Product: ankyrin repeat domain 12
Exons: 13
Coding region: 245-6361 (2038 amino acids)
Cellular component (GO): nucleoplasm
Molecular function (GO): protein binding
Source: RefSeq, a predicted model, not a curated record
UUUCCCGUAGAUACGGCUGACGAAAGGGGAAUGUUUUCAAACCAGCGACAGGCUGGACGUGGACCCGAGAUAGCUCAUUUUUUCAUUUAAAUGCUUAAUAUUUGAAAUACAUUUGUAUGGUUUCGAUAUCGUGACUCCCGUUUGUAUGAAAUUGUCCGAAUGAAUACGCGAAGACCUGGAAGGCGCUGCUGAGGCCCACGAUGACCCUGAGGAACAGCUGCUACAGCUAGUCAGCAGCUUCACCAUGGCCAAACCUGGGAUGGACAGAGAUGGCGCCAUGGUGGAGAAGCACGUGGUGAAGAAGAGUAAAGAUAAAAUUUCUCCAUUCACCAAGACUCCGAAGGUGGAUCGGAAUGAGAUACUAGGGAGGGAGAUGAAGUCCAAGUCUUCCAUGAAACGCAAACUAUCCUUUACCGUCAGCCCCCCACAGAAUGAGGAACGGGACUCUGACACGGAUUCAGACCCAGGACACUCGAGUGAAACCUGGGCAGAGAGAUUAAUCCCUCCCUGCGCGAUUUACUCAGCAGACAAAGAUGGGCCGGACAAGAAGAAGGUGAAAAAGGAGACUGGUAACAAGAAGUCCACUCCCAUGAACAUCCUGUUCGGCUAUCCUCUGUCGGAGCGGAAGCAGAUGGCACUUCUGAUGCAGAUGACGGCCCGAGACAACAGCCCAGACUCUACCCCAAGUCACCCUUCUCAGGCACCGACAGUACAGAAGAAGAUUGCCAGCACCACGUCGUCCCGGCAGAAGGACAAGGUCAACAAAAGGAACGAGCGUGGUGAGACUCCUCUGCACAUGGCUGCCAUUCGAGGGGAUGCCAAGCAAGUCCGUGAGCUCAUCAGCCUCGGCGCCGACGUCAACGUCAAAGACUUUGCAGGGUGGACGCCUCUCCAUGAAGCCUGUAAUCUUGGUUACUAUGACGUGGCCAAGGUACUCAUCGCAGCAGGGGCAGAGGUCAAUACACAGGGCCUGGACGAUGACACGCCGCUUCAUGAUGCAUCCAGCAGUGGACAUAGGGAUAUUGUCAAGCUGCUGUUACGACAUGGGGGCAACGCCUUUCAGGCCAACAAGCGCGGCGAGCGGCCUGUGGAUGUGGCCGACUCACAGGAGGUGGAGCGCCUGCUGAAGGGCGAGGCUCCGCUCUCUGAGCCGGACGACAGCUCCUCAGGUGGGACAGGGCCAUCUGUCUGGGAAUCAGAAGACCCUCCAUCAGUAAAUCCCUCCAGUAUUGACGACAACAUGGAAUACUCAGACACUGAAAAGGAUUCUGACAGCAAGCAGACUAACACUGCAAAGGCAUCUGCCUCUGUAUCUGGGCUGGAUGAAUAUGAGUUCAAGGACGAGGAGGAGGAAGAAGAUCUGAGCAAGGCUCUGAAUGACCGACACAUCCUCAGGAGGGAGGCGCGCCAGCGAGAGAAGGAGGAGAAGGACAGGAACCAUUUUCUGGCUAAACAGGAUAAGGGUAGCCCAGCCACGGGCAAUUUGAAGAAACCGAAAUCGUCCCGGGUCCUCUUCUGCAGCUCGGAGAGCUCCAGUGAUGAUGCAGAGACCCCCGUGGAGAGGAAAGGCCUCCCCACCAUUGACGGGCAUAAACCUGACAUGAGGCUGAAGAAGGAAACAGGGGCAGAAAGCAAGGAGAAAGGCAAAGUGAAGAAAAAGUACAAAAAUCAAAGUAAAAAUAAAGAAAACCAAGAAGUUAAAGAUGACAGUAAAGAGAACAGUAAGGCAGUGUUCUUUUCUUCAACAGCAGCAGGCCUGGAAACCCCAGAGAAAACCCGAGAAGAAGACUCUUUCAAAAUGUCAUUCAGCCCGAAGGAUGACUCUUCUGUUCACCUCUUCCAUCUACCAACAAUGAAGUCUCCAAAGCUCAACCACAGCCUGAGCGACAAGCAGGCUACCCCACUCAAACAAGAAAAUGUUAAGGCAUGUGUCUCAGUUGGGGAUUCUUCCUGUCAGGUUGAUGGCAUCAAAUAUGACCACUAUGUUGAUGCUGACUGUGCUACAGAGGGCUCUAGCAGCAGAGGAUUCAAGCAUAAGGAGAAGAGCAAACAUCACCAGAGAGAUCUCUGCCUAGAUGGGGAUGACAGGAGCUCCUCCAGCCCUCACAAAGAUGAUAAUCUGGGAACAGGCAUGGACAAUGCUGAAGGAGCAUUACGGAAGACCGACAAAGAUGGCAAAGUGCUCAAAAAACACAAACUGAAGCACUGUGGGAAGGACAAGCACCGGAAAGAGUGUGAGAUGGAGAAGGACAAGCAGAGGCAGAAAGAGAUGAAAAAAGAUGGGCACAGAAAUCUAGAGUUUGAUCGGGAGUUCUGGAAAGAGAACUUCUUUAAGAGUGAUGAAAAUGAGGACUCGAACCCAGGGAAAACAGAGAUGCUCGAAGGUAAUUCCCCACAAAAGGCUGACGAGUCCCCCAUUAAAGAGGAGAGGCCAGUUCGAGAAAAGCAUGCUAGCAUCAAAGACAAGAGACAAAAAGAUGAACGGGAAAAAGACAAAUCCUUCAAAAGAGAGAGAGAGCUUUUCUGCAAAGAGGAACGAAGCAGAGAAGGUAAAACGGGUGAGCUGGAUGAGAAGACAAGCAGCCUCAUCACAGAUGAGGGACGGGACGAAUCCUUGUGUGCUGUAGGCAUGAAAGAGGAGGCAGAGGACCGACCAGUUACCGAGACCGAGGUAGAUCAGGAGCAAAUGGAUCCAUUGGAGAAAGGUACUCGAGAAAAAACAGAGAGAAAACUUGUAGGGAAGGAACGGGAAUGUGAGAGGAUAGACAAAAAACAUUCUGAGAAAGAGAGGAAAAUGAGAGUGGAGCACUUCCCAGAAAAAUCUGAACCACAUAAUUUUGCUGACAAAUGGAGAGAGAGGGAAAAGAUGGUGACCACCUCCCAUUCUUCCGGAGAGAAUAAAUACAAGGAAAGUGAAAAGCUGAAAGCUAUUUUGACUACUAAGAAGCCAGAAGAGAACAAGAAAAGCAGGGACAAGAUGGAAAGGAAGACUGACAAAGAGAAGCAAGAGAAGGAUCGGUAUUCCGAGAACAGAGAGAAGGAUCGGUAUUCUGAGAACAGAGAGAAGGACAAAAUGGGCAUUGACAGAAAAGGCAAAACCUCAGAAAAAGUUACGGAGCACAACAAAUCUGACAGGACAAAGGAAAAGGAGAAAGACUGGGACAAAAAGAAAAAAGACAAGGGGAAAGAUGUCAUUUCCUCAAGCUCAAAUUUGAAAUUGCUUUUGGAAGAGCGAAAAUCCAGCAUUUCUGAGAGCACUAAGAUAUCCCAUGAGAAGAAUGUCUCGGCUAAGCUGAAAGAUGACGUGCUGAAAACUCCAGAAAAAGACCGCAGGGAGCGGGACAGGGAUGCUGAGAGACACCGAGACAGGGAUCGGCACAAAGAUAAAUCCCAACAGUCCAAAGUAUCCAAGACAAACUCUGCAGAUGCCGAAAAGAGCAAAGCAAAAUCUUCACCGGCCCCUAAGGAUGUCCGGCCGAAAGAAAAGAGACUUGUAAACGACGAUCUCAUGCAGACUAGUUUUGAGCGCAUGCUAAGUUUGAAGGACCAAGAGAUCGAACAGUGGCACAGGAAGCAUAUGGAGAAGAUCAAGCAGAAAGAGCGAGAGCGAAUGAAGCUGCGACCAGGUGCAGAGCUAGGGAAAUUGAAGAACAGAGACAGGGUGAGGAAUACCCCAGGAGAUGUCUGUGUGAGCAAAGACCUGCAGCGUUCCAAGAGCUCAGAGGUGUCGGAGACUCAUACCAGAGAGCAAAAAUUGAAAGAUGCCACUGGCACACGUUCGUUCUCCCUGGAUGCCAAGAAUCUGCCGUAUACCGGGAAAUCAGCCCUUUGUCUUGACAGCAGCCUGAGCCGCUCCCCCAAGCCGGAAAGUGAGAGGUGUGGUCCCAUGUGCAGAUCAGUGUCAAUGAUUUCAAUGGCUAGCUCGGAAGACUCCUGCCAAACAAAUGCUCUCACACCAAGACCCUUGAGUGAGUACGACUCCGACUUCACGGUGGAAGGUUCAGACUCCCAGGCAUCCUUUUCACAAUCUUCCUGUGUGACGCAUGCCAUCACGUCACCUGCCGUUCACGAAAAAGAAACUGAUAGUCUACUUGAUGGGGCUCAGCGCAACAAGACUCCUCUCUCUGGUAGACAUGCCACCCCUUAUCUGAGGUCAAUUCUGGAUGACGACUCCAAACCUGCAUAUGCUGAUGCCAAGUCUUUUGAGGAUUCCAGUAGGCCAAGUGUGCUGUCACACUUAAGUAGUGAUAAAGGACCUGUACAAGAUGUGGCUCGUCCACAGUCAAGCCAGAACAUGUCGGUUCUCCGACACCCAAUUCGAAGCAACUGCACUUCUGAUGGUGAGAAUUUUGCCGACAUUGGCAAUGAAGGGCAUGUUUCUGGCAGUCGGCUCCUGCUUGUCUCAAACAGCAACGAUACUCUAGGAAAAGAGCCAAGUGAAAGGGUGUGUCAACAGGCUAACCUUUCACAGUCUGAGGGUAUACCGCCGGCUAUACUAGAACCAAAACAGUCACAUGCCGCUGACCCACUUAUAGAUAGGGGUGCACCAUUUCCACAUCUGGAUGACUCAAAAAUGGAAAUCAUCAGCAAAAAACUAUAUUCGGAAUGUAACAAGGAUACAGAUGAUUCCCUUACUCCAGAAACCUCAGGAAUGUUCCCAUCCUGUUUGCCUGCUGAGCAGCAUCUACCCACAAAUGCCAAAACCACCUCAGAUUCUUGCAACAAGCAGUGGGAUAGCCAUACAGAGAUCAACAUGGAAUUGCUCCAGAGAUCAGAUGCCAGUUUUCCUUCAGGGCUUGAGCAAAAAGAUAAGUCUAUGUGUGAGACUACUGCUUGCAAUCCAGAAAGUAAAGCGGAGGAACACAAGGUGACUGGAAGUUGCAGAGAGGAGUGGGCUAAAAGCCCUGGGCCCUCCAUCGCUGUCUGCAGCAGCAUACAGAGGCCAGACAGUGGGAUCGAAGAUGCCAUGCUGAAUGUCCAAGUAGGCAUCCCUGAAGCCAAGGACAUUCACGAGGAAGCAGACAUGGAGACAGAUGAUGCAGACACAAAAGACGGUAAAACACUAAAACAUGCCAUAGGAUCUGCUGAGCCAUGUGACAUUUCCCCGUGUGACAUCCGUGACCAUCCUGUAUCCCCUGUAUUGGAGCCCAUUCAUCCCAGUCCUGAAUGUAAAGAUGAAGCCUCAGAUGCUCCUGAGGGCUUGGAAAAGAGCAGCAGCAGUAUAGAGAUGGCAGAUAAGUCACAAAUUCUGCCAGAGGGUAGUAACCAGGGCCAGACUCUAGCUGAAGUGAAACCUGAGCCUGGGGAGGAGAUGAUCACUGACCAGAGCACAUCCGAAGAGAAACAGCAGCUACACAAGGAUGACCUGGGUGAAGACUAUGUCCAAAGGGAUCCCCAGGGGGAGCACAGUGGGGCUUCCUCAGGAGGGUCCUCUCCACUACCAGGAGAUGGAGACAGCGACUGCUCAGGGGCUAGGGCCAAGGUUCGGCUGUCUGAAGAUGAUGACGUUCAGGUGCAUCACCCACGGAAAAGGAAGAUGCCCCGGGUGCCUCAACCGAUGCAAGCUAGCCCCACUGCGCAGCAGGUUAAGGAGAGGAACCAACAGUCUCUGGCUGCCAUAGUAGACUCACUCAAGCUGGAGGAGAUACAGCCUUACCAGACUGAGAGAGCCAACCCCUACUAUGAGUUCUUGCACAUCCGUAAGAAGAUCGAGGAGAAGCGCAAAGUGCUUUGCAGCGUUAUUCCUCAAGCACCGCAGUAUUACGAUGAAUACGUGACCUUCAACGGCUCCUACCUCCUAGAUGGAAAUCCACUUAGCAAACUUUGCAUUCCAACUAUAACACCACCUCCGUCAUUGCCUGAACCGCUGAAGGAGUUGUUCAAGCAGCAGGAAGUUGUCCGCAUGAAGUUGCGUCUGCAGCACAGCAUUGAACGGGAAAAGCUAAUUGUUUCAAAUGAGCAAGAGGUCCUGCGUGUCCACUAUCGUGCAGCAAGAACACUAGCCAACCAGACCCUGCCUUUCAGCGCGUGUACAGUUCUUCUGGAUGCUGAAGUUUACAACAUGCCGCAAGAUGCCCAGGGAGAUGAUGGGAAAACAUCUGUCCGUGACCGGUUCAACACCAGGCAGUUUAUGUCAUGGUUGCAGGAUGUUGACGACAAGUUUGAUAAACUGAAGACCUGCCUCCUGAUGCGUCAGCAGCACGAAGCCGCUGCGCUGAAUGCUGUGCAGAGGCUGGAGUGGCAGCUCAAGCUGCAGGAGCUCGACCUGGCCACCUACAAGUCUACCAGCAUCUUUGAGAUCCCCGAGUUCUACAUCCCACUCGUCGACGUCAAUGACGACUUCGACCUAACCCCCAUAUGAUCUGGCGUCCGGGAGUGUCCAGCACUUAAUGUAGAGCAAAGAUGACAGCUCACGCUGUGGAACUUACGGCGAGCCCCGGGACACUGGCCCUUCCUGUGACACACUGUCCCCAUCCGAGUAGGCGAGGCAGGGCGAUGCGUCCCUACCGGGACGAGUUGAAGGCACUUACACAGCAGGAGUGGCACUUAUCAUGAGGACUAGAGCAUGAGGCCAAUCAGCACCAGGAGCUGUGAGCCCAGAGGAAGGGGAUCAGCGGUCAGGGACGGGCUGUCGCCCCCCCACAUAAUAAGCCACAGGAGUAAGGCUUUGGGUUUAAAAGGGGGGGGGGGGCUUCUAUCUUAGUGUCCAUACAUGUACAAAAUGUGUUCAUUUUUUAAUUUAUUUUAUACAUACAGAUUGUGCAUUUGUAAAUAGUUGUGUAAUUAUUUUUAACUUGUAAAAAAAAAAAAAAAGAAAUUGAUAUUUUGAUUGUAAAGUUAUUUUGUCUUUUCUUGGACCAAAGUUGGUUUUUAUAGUCUGUGUCAUCUGUUUGUUCCUGGCUAAUUCUGAAGCAUGUGUUUGAACUUCGUUGUUUCGUUUCUUCCCUAAACUGCUGCCCCCCGCCUGUGUUUUUGACUUGUGGUUUUAAUUCAGUGCAUGCCUUGCAGGUUCCGCCUUCCUUUCUGAGAAACCUGCCGUGGACUGUCGUGCGAUUCUGUAGGUGUCAGAGGCUCUUGGCCAUUAUGGUCCUGCGCGAAAGCCGCCUCUUUUUACGUGUCUGUCUAAUGUUGCGCACAUUAAAAAGAUUAACAGCUCAAUGUGGCUUCUCUGCUCAGAAAUGUUACUUUUACAGUUCAGUGUGAGUUCAGAAAAGAACCUAUUUUUACAACACAAUGCCUUUGAACAAUGGUUAUAAAAAUGUCUAUUUUAAUAUUUACUUGUUACAGUAUAUGUACAUAUUUGUAAUAUAUCAUUGAAUAAAUUUUAUUGGUCGUGAAAUCGA